UUUUUCUGUGCUCUCUCAGUUCCCCCAUUUUGCAACAAAAUUGUCUUUUGACCUGGUUUAAGUUUUAUGAUUCCACUCUGUUGAUGAUCAGCUCACAGUCAAAGCCACGCCUCCACAUUAAGGAACAUGAUAUUGCCGUGUUGCAGCUUUAAAAGGCUGACUCACUUCCUCUUGGUUAGACGCACUUUUACAACCCUUCCAGCAUAUUUUUCCAGGGAAUUCACUCAACUCUGAGCAGUACAUGGAAAUGGAGGAUCAGAUGGAAAGCCAGAAGAGGAGAGGAGUGAGCAAAGACACGCUGAUAUCUGAAGGGCCGGUCGGAUCUCUGGGAUGCUGCGGCUGGGUGCUGGUCAUCCUCUCAGGGCUUUUUGUUUUUUUGACCUUCCCAAUAACAAUCUGGGCUUGCUUUAAGAUUGUUCAGGAGUACGAGCGGGCCGUCAUCUUCAGGCUGGGCCGGAUCACGGACCGAAAGGCAAAAGGACCAGGAAUUUUCUUCAUUUUGCCAUGCACCGAUUCUAUUGUGAAAGUGGAUCUGAGAACUGUGUCAUUUGACAUCCCGCCACAAGAGAUUCUCACUAAGGAUUCAGUCACUGUGAGUGUGGACGGUGUUGUGUACUUCAGAGUAAGCGACCCCAUCGCCUCUGUGGCCAACGUGACUAACGCUGACUUCUCCACUCGGCUGCUGGCACAAACCACCCUCAGAAACGUUCUUGGCACCAAGAACCUGGCAGAGGUCUUGUCUGAUCGGGAGGGCAUCGCCCACAGCAUGCAGUCAAAUCUGGAUGAAGCCACGGACAACUGGGGCAUCAAGGUGGAACGUGUGGAGAUCAAAGAUGUGAAACUGCCUCAGCAGCUGCAGAGAGCCAUGGCCGCCGAAGCUGAAGCAGCUCGAGAAGCCAGGGCAAAGGUGAUUGCAGCUGAAGGUGAAAUGAAUGCCUCCCGGGCCCUGAAGGAGGCCUCCCUUGUUAUUGCAGAGUCUCCAUCAGCCCUGCAGCUCCGCUAUCUGCAGACUCUCAACACCAUUGCAGCGGAGAAGAACUCCACCAUCAUCUUCCCACUGCCUAUGGAUGUCAUAUCUCACUUCAUGCGCAAGUGAGGCUGCUGAAGCUAUCAUUUGGAGUAUGAGGAGGAAGGAGUCGGGCUGCAUUUAUUGCCUAUGCUAGAGGGAAAAAAAAAAAGCCAAAAUUCACUGCCAAUCCUUCAUGGCUUAGUGAUUGUUAGCUUUGAUCAAACAGAGUCUUUCUUAUGGAUGUGAUAUAAACAGAAAAUGUAAUGCCAAUGUAAUGUGGUUUUUUAAUUUUGUGUCUGCAAUGAUGUACAAGUAACUUAAUGUCGAAAAAUUCAAAAAGAUUCUCUUGUAUCUCAAUUCUGGAAACUCCCAAAUGAAAUGCUAAUGUGAAAUUACAAAGAAACUAAAUGUGUUUUUGAAAAGUCAUGUUUUGAUUUCAUAAACUCUUACAGUGAUACAGUUUUGAAAAGGCCAAACUAAAACUCUUGGCUUUUUCAAACUUUUUCCUUUUACAAUAAUGUGAUGUGCAUCUGUAUUUGGGCACUUUGAUGCAAAGCGUCUUUGCCAAUAAUUGUAUUCAGAUGUCUCCUAAGCAGUAAACAAUUAUGUAAGUAAUUUAAUUUCUGUAUGCGAAAGACUCUAAAUUUAAUGAAGAAUAAAAAAAAAUCACAAACAA
Molecule: messenger RNA, 1685 nt
Organism: Poecilia latipinna (sailfin molly)
Lineage: Eukaryota; Metazoa; Chordata; Actinopteri; Cyprinodontiformes; Poeciliidae
Product: erythrocyte band 7 integral membrane protein-like
Exons: 7
Coding region: 242-1096 (284 amino acids)
Cellular component (GO): plasma membrane
Source: RefSeq, a predicted model, not a curated record